UCGCUCGCCCUUUACGACUUUGUGCCCCAGAAUGCCAACGAGCUGGCUUUACAGGAAGGACAGGUGAUCUGGGUGUCGUAUCGCCACGGGCAAGGAUGGCUGGUGGCGGAGGAUCCACGGACGGGAGAGCAAGGGCUGGUACCGGAAGCCUACGUGCGUCUUCUG
Molecule: messenger RNA, 165 nt
Organism: Baudoinia panamericana UAMH 10762
Lineage: Eukaryota; Fungi; Ascomycota; Dothideomycetes; Mycosphaerellales; Teratosphaeriaceae
Exons: 1
Molecular function (GO): protein binding
Source: RefSeq, a predicted model, not a curated record